Molecule: messenger RNA, 621 nt
Organism: Belonocnema kinseyi
Lineage: Eukaryota; Metazoa; Arthropoda; Insecta; Hymenoptera; Cynipidae
Product: odorant receptor 9a-like
Exons: 4
Coding region: 1-621 (206 amino acids)
Biological process (GO): sensory perception of smell; detection of chemical stimulus involved in sensory perception of smell
Cellular component (GO): plasma membrane
Molecular function (GO): olfactory receptor activity; odorant binding
Source: RefSeq, a predicted model, not a curated record
AUGUGUGCUAUUGUAACAGCUUCAGUUGAAGGUUUAGCGAUGGUGAUGGUGCUACAAAUUUGCGCGGAACUACAAAUCAUUGUUCAUCGCCUGCACAUGGUUUCUCAAUUACAGAAAAAAAAUAAAUACGAAUCCAUAAUCUUUCAUUGUGAGUCAAGACUCGUCAAAGAUUGCGUUGAUAAUCAUAUUGACACAUACAUACUUGGAGAGAAACUGAAUGAGUCGUUUGGCCCCAUAAUUUUUGUACAAUUUUUUGCAUCAAUACUAGGUUUGUGUACGGUAAUCUAUGAAUUGUCAAAAUUAAGUAUGCAUAAUCCGAGUAGCUUAAGGCUAAUAGUAGUGUUAAUCACUGCUCUCGUACAGAUAUUUGUUUACUGUUUUUAUGGCGAGAAAUUGAUGGAACAGAGCAUCUCCAUUGCAGAAGAAGUUUACCAGAUGGAUUGGGUCGAAACAACAAUGAAAACCAAAAAAAACCUGACUUCAAUAAUGAUACGUGCUGGAAAACCCAUUAAGUUGACUGGUUUAUCAAUUAUCAUUAUGACAAUAGACACAUUUGUCAAAAUAGUAAAAACGGCUUAUUCUGCCUACAAUUUAUUGACAUCUACUCGAGGCAUUCCAUAG